CAACUUCCUGUGUCUUGACGUUGGAACUUCCUGUUUCAUACUUUCGUUUUGAAAAUUGCUUAUGAUGUCAUACUACAGGAACGACACGUAUUUACUACUCUGAGAUAUACGUUAUUUGGUGAAUGGCACAUUUUCUGAAGGUAUUUGGAUAUUGACACAUUAUACUGGAACACGUCACCUGAAACAGGCAGCUCCGACAGACGUUUGGACAGCAGUUAAUUAAACUCCUGUGAUAAGUAUAACAGGAGCAGGAAAACGCCAGCACUGGAUUCAAAUCAAAGAUUCUCCAGACCUCUACAGGAACGCUCAUCCAAUUGAGCUACCUGUUUGCUGAUGAUUGACCCCAUCAAGUUCCGCUUCAUUUCUCUCCUCUUUUUCAAAGUCAUCGCCCCUGAAAACAACUAUUUACAAUCCAGGUUCAGAUAUCCCCUUGUCAAGCACUCACCUAGUACUUGAAACAAAGUGUCUGGAACAAGACUUUUUUUAAAUAACUGUUGACUCCAAUCUGGUAUGGCCAGUUAUAUGCGAAAAACCAACCUAAUAGAGGGCAUUGGCGAUGAAUUGAUAGUUGCUCUUGCUGCCUUUCUCGGAAUACUCAUACCCAUGGUUAUAUUCGUAUCAAGGAGAAGAAACAAUUCAGAGCAGUAUGUUACCCAUCCGGACAAUGAAGAUAAUGUGAGAUCUGCUCGAGAAAGAAUCCACGGAAAUCAGAACGGAGCAGGGCCGUCAGUGGGUGAUGAGAAUCGGUCAAAUGCAUACCGAGCCAGAGAAGCCCACAGUCAUGGGCAAACAAACCUCAGCUGUCCAAUCUGCCUUGGUGAAAUGGAAUACGGUGUGGAUACCAAUUGUGGACAUUAUUUCUGUGGUAACUGCAUCAUAGCCUACUGGCAGCAUGGAAGUUGGCUUGGAGCUGUGGCGUGUCCUGUUUGUCGACAGCAAGUAACACUUCUCUUAGUGGCGUUUUCUCCAGAGGAGAUGAAUAACAAUAGCGAAGAAAAAGCCAAUAUAAUGCGUGAAAUCAACAGCUACAAUCGGCGCUUUUCGGGCCAACCCAGAUCGAUUGGCGAACACCUACGGGACCUGCCGACAUUGAUGAGACAUUUCGUAGGGGAAUUUUUUACCGUUGGCGGACUAAUAUGGAUGUUUCGGCUCCGAGUUAUUGUGUGUUUUCUGGCGGCCCUGCUGUACUUCAUAUCUCCGUUAGACAUCAUACCAGAGGCCAUGUUUGGAUUGUUCGGCUUCUUGGACGACUUGUUUAUCUUACUUUUACUGGCAAUAUAUAUUAGCAUAAUCUACAGGCAAGUCGUUCAGAACCGAGCUGGUGCCCACUGAUAGGCAGAAGUCCCGAAGUAUCUCCUAAAGUGCCCUCAUUUGAGACCUGUUAUCACUAAAGCUGAAAAUUUGUACAAAUAACAAUUGAAUAUUCGGAUUGUAUACACCUCUGCCUGAAGUGGUUGAAUCAACUGAAAUGCAGUUCUACAUACUUAUCAAUGCAUCUGAAUGUUAUUUAAUUUGUUUUGUGCAUCCUUAUGGAAUCUAUACGAGUUAAUAAUGUAUUAUUACAUGACAUGACAGUUAAAUAGUGUACCUAAUUUAUAUAAGUAUAAACAAUGUGGUAAUAAUAUUUAUUACAAAUCUUAUUUACAUUAACUCCUUUGUUUUAUUCCUUUUAGAUAUAACAAAUUUUUCCGUUGAUAUUAGGACUAUUUUUUUCCUGUAAGUAUAGUCGUUGUGUGUUGUAUGAAGUUUUACUAAAACAUGUCCAUUGUGCAAACCUAGAAUACUGAUAUCUGCUUGAAGACAAAAAUUUUGCUAAUAUCUGGGCCAACAAGAGUGAUUUAUAUAAGUUGAAAUAGCUUGUUUCAUAGUUGUUGUAAAAUAAAUAAAGUUUAUAUUUAAUAGUACUGUCUGUGGUAAAUGUCAAACUUAGUAAAAAAAACUAAACGUCUAAAAAAAACACCAGUUAUGGCCCUUCAUUCUCAAUAUGCAAGUAUUUUAUAUGGGGUUUUACCUGAAAUUGACUGAUAUUUUUAUGCCUUUACCUCAUGGGAUUACAAAUUGUUGUGUACUAAAGUCAGAUCAGUGCCCAAAAUAUGUAGCGAUUUAAGACCUUUAUUCAUUUUUGUCAUUUUGAUAUAAGCGUUUGAGAUGGGGAACUAUGAAUUGCUUGCAAUAUUUUGUCAUAUUUUUCUAUUUGAUUGUAGUUUUAUAUGGCUUUAUAAAUCUGCUAUGCAAAAGUGACAGUACACAAUGAAGGGAUGAGUAUUUUAGCCUAUGUUUUGAUCUAGAGAUAGAUUGAUGGUACACGAUUUAUGGAUUGAGUGAGGAAUUCUUUUCAGCUCAUGGAAAUAAAAAGUUGACCCAAG
Messenger RNA from Mizuhopecten yessoensis (Yesso scallop), 2366 nucleotides. RefSeq names its product E3 ubiquitin-protein ligase RNF170-like. The record is from RefSeq and is a predicted model, not a curated record. Gene Ontology annotation, molecular function: metal ion binding; ubiquitin protein ligase activity. The transcript has 7 exons. NCBI's taxonomy places the organism in Eukaryota, Metazoa, Mollusca, Bivalvia, Pectinida, Pectinidae. Bases 511 to 1332 code for a protein of 273 amino acids.